This is a messenger RNA of Episyrphus balteatus (marmalade hoverfly), 4272 nucleotides long. It is a transcript of the gene Sap47, whose product is annotated as synapse-associated protein of 47 kDa. The transcript is spliced from 9 exons. Bases 718 to 2268 code for a protein of 516 amino acids. NCBI's taxonomy places the organism in Eukaryota, Metazoa, Arthropoda, Insecta, Diptera, Syrphidae. Gene Ontology annotation, cellular component: synapse; cytoplasm. The record is from RefSeq and is a predicted model, not a curated record.
AACACGCAGCGCAGCGAUUUUUCUCAAAUAAUAAAAAUAAUUAAAAACAAAACAAUUUUUUUUGCUGCGACGUCGCAAAUUGGUUUUCUACGAAAAAUUUCGACUGCAUGCGCAAUAGAAAAUAUUAUUUGCAUUACUAUACAUCUUUAUAUUAUCAAAAGAAACAAAAAACACAGGAAAAGAGACGAACUUGUCUUCCAUCGAAUUUCCAUUCCAACAAAAAAAGCAACAAAAAUUCUCUAGCUCCCAUUCAGCGCAACAUCGACUCGCCAGUUUUUCUUUUAUUCCAACAGUUUUCAGAGGACCUUCGAUUCAAUCAGGACACUAUUCAAAUAUACUCCUCUCUCGGUGACUAUAUAUAAUAUAGAAUUUAAAAUAAGAAAAAAAAAACUUAAGUUUUUUUUUCACAAUAUUCUCUGGAAAUCCAAUUAGGGUUCUUUUUUAUUAACUAUAUAAACUAUCUACCAGUUAUACAUUUCGAAGGCAAUUGAGUGCCAAUUUUCCUUCCUAGUUAAGGAAUUUUCUGUGUGAAAAAUUCCUUCACUUGAACACCAUAAGUGAAGUUCUAUCUAUCUGUUAUAGUACAUAUACAUAAUAUAUAUAUAAAAAAAAGUGAAGUGUACCUUAUAACAAAGUGGUAGUAGUCUCUCUAUCGAAUUCCUACCAACCACAAAAAAAAAAGCAAGAAAAAGGUUUUUCUUUCAGUCUUAAGUAACAAUGUUUUCGGGCUUAACUAAUCAAGUAACAUCAUGGAUGGGUUCGGUGAAAGGUGAUCCUCAAGACGAAGACGUCCCAGCACCACCCCCAAAUUCAAAUCCUACAGAACAGGCUGAACCAGCUCCAGCCGCAGUUGUCGAUCCCGAACAAGCUGCUGGUAUGGAAGGCCUCGAUGAAGAUGGUGCUGCCAAAAGAAAAAAUUUGGUAUCAUCGAUAUUUGAAAGUGGAAUGUUUUCGAACGUUAAAGGUUGGUUAGGAAAUGCAUCUAUUCCAUCGAUGCCAAAUAUGCCAUCGAUGCCGGCAAUGCCCUCAAUGCCGGCCAUGCCAGCAAUGCCAGCGAUGCCAUCAAUACCUGGCUUACGAAAAGGUGCCGGUGAAGAAGGUAACGUAGAAGGACUUGCGGAACAGGGUGGAUAUGAAGCUGCUGGUGCAGUUAGUGGUGAUGAUGAAGACAAGUCGAGGUAUAUUAGUGCCACAGAAGGAGCUGAUUCUCAUCCUGCAUCAGGUGGUGGUACUCCAACAGAUGAUGGUCAAAUUGGACAGGGUAAGGGAGAAACUAAAAUAACAACAAAAGUUACACAAGGUGCCAAACAUUUUGGUUCAUUCUUAUAUUCAGCUGUUAACAAAGCAGGAGCUAAAAUAAAAGAAACUGUCAAAGAUAAUACAAUUCUCGGUGAAUUCAACAAAGAACAAGAAGCUUUUAUUAAGGGACAAGGAGGCUCCGAAUCAGGACAGGCCCCUUGGGUUGGACACAGUAACGAAGCCAAAAUUAAGGAAGAAAUUAUGGGUCUAUCAUUGGACCGUCGUAACUUUGUGCGUGCUCCACCAGCUGGUGUUGAUUUUCAAUUUGAUUACGAUACUGCAUAUCCUACAGCCAUUGCUAUUAUGGCCGAAGAUCAGGCUCUUGAAAAAAUGCGAUUCGAACUUGUACCUAAAAUAAUCACAGAGGAGAACUUCUGGAGGAACUACUUUUAUCGUGUUUCACUAAUUAUUCAAGCAGCAGAAUUGGGAACAUUGGGAGCCGAUGGCGUUGGUCAGGCUUCCAGCGAAGAUGCUAAAGCGCAAACUUCCGAAACAAAUUCAUCAUCGCCAAGUGUAAAUACUCCUGCCCCAGAAUUGGGGCAAGACGAUACAAUUAAUCUUAAAGAAAAUUCAAAAUCCCAAAAAUCAAAAUCAAAGAAAUCAGUGAAGAGCAAUAUUGUAAAUGAAAAUUCAGUUGAAAAAACAAAAGCAAAACGCCUUUCUGAAUCGGAAUUUGUUUCGGAUACUUUUCAAACUACAGAAACAGAUUUAGAAGAAAUUAAGGAUGGAAUGCGUAAACUUGGUAUCGACAGUAUGACGCAGCAAGCUCUAGAAAACAAUGAGGAACAGUGGGAAAAGGAUCUGGAAGCUGAAUUACAAGAAUACGAAGUGGUUACAGACGGUGGUGCAUCAGGGGGCGGUGAAGGUGGCGGAGAAACAUCAAAAACGACAAUUCGCACCCGAAGUCCAUCUAACAACGAUUGGGAACAAUACGCUGAUCUUAUCGAUGAGACCGAUGAUUUAAAGUAAUUAAGAGCCUUUAUCGUAGUUUUUUCUAAGUUUUCCUGAGUUUUCUCAUUUUGUUCUUCUUCUUUUUUUGUAUUGUAUUUUUUUUCCUUUUUAAUCCUUUUCUUCUGUUUUCCGGGAUAUAAAUAUAUUAUAUUAAUAAUAAUUAUACUUUUAACUAAAUAUGUGUUUAAAUUAACUACCUACCAAAACUUAUAUUUAUGAUUUUAGAACAUUAAAAAGUUUAAAAAAGGUAAUGCUAGGCUAUAAACCGGUGAGGUUAUAAACCGCCCCUCUCCCUCAAACGAUAAAUAUAUAUAUACAUUAAUAUAAUAUAAUUAAGUUAUUUGUAUUUGCUAAAAUAUUGAUUCAAAUAUAUGUAUACACACAUGUAUAUCAAAUAUAAUAGUAUAUGUACCUUUAAUUCAACCUAAAGGUCAAGUAAUGAGUGAGUAAUUUGGCACACCAAAAACUAAAAAAAUUAAAUUAAAUCAAAUUUUGUUUCAAAAACAAAACCCUUCAUAAAUUUCAUCUUAACCAUUUUUCCCAUGGGUUCUCUCAACCACCAAACAAAAUUUAUUUUCAAAUAUUUAUGAAACAAAGAGGAAGCUAAGAUAAACAAAAAAAUAGUCAAAUUUAUAUACAAAUACAUAUAUGUGUCUGUAUGAAUAUGUUAAUAUAAUUUUGAAUUAAUUACAAUAUAUAUAUAAUAUAUGUAUGUAUGUUUUAUAUAAAUUUGAAACAAAAAAAUAAAUAAAUAAAUAAAAACGAUAAAUUGAAAAGAUAUACAUUUAAAGCUCAUUUUAGAUAAAUUAUGUUAUUAUAUAGAAAUAUAAAAGUAUUCCAAUUAUAAUCAAAUGUUAAUUGCAAAAGAGAAAACAUAAAAAAAAAAACAAAAAUAUAUAUAAAUAUAAUUUUUAUGAUUAUUAUGUAUACAAAUAAUUUUAAAACUGUAAAUAUUAUUAACAAGAAAAAUAAAAUAUAUUAAAUAAAAGUAAUUUCACAAAACUUUGUUUUUGUUUGUGUUAUCUUUUUUUUUUUGUUGACUACUUUAACAAAUUAAAACUCAUCUUUAAAAAAAAAAUACUUUCUUAUUUUGUUGAUUAAAAUUAUUUUAAAAAAUCCAUUUUAAUUUGAGACUGUUUUUCAGCGCAAUUAUAGUUUUUAACAUAUAAUGUAUAUUUAGCAUAUACGUCUCUUUGUAUAUGCAACACAAGUUAGCUAUGAAAAUAUUAUUUUUCAAUAUCUUCAAGUAUAAUAUUAAUAAAAAGAAAAAAAAAACUUACAUCAACUUUCUAAUGCUAACUGCUAUUAAUUAUGUUUGUUAAAUUUAUUAAAAAAAAUUAAUAAGUUUCAAAGUUUGUUAUCAAUUUAAUAAUUUUUUUUACAAUAAGAAACCAAAAUUACAAAACAAAUAAAACUUUCUUCCUUUUUUAUUUGUUAUGAUGAAUUUAAACAUAUAUAUAAAUAUAAUUAUAUAUAUAUAUACUAUAUAUGUACGUAUGUAUUAUUCUAUAUAUAUGUAUCUAUGUAUAUUGUAAAAUUUUCAAAUUUUAACUAUUAGCAAAUUAUUAUUAUUAUAUAUUUAAAGAUAAAACAAAAAAAACAAAACAUUUGGGAAUAUAUAUAUAUAUAAACUUUAAAGAUAUUGAUAUAAAUACAACAAAAAAAUAGAACAAGGGUUUGUUUCUUUUUGGAAAUUGGCAAUAAAAAAAAAAAAACAAAGUAAGCAAUUAAAAAAAAAACUCCUACAAAAUACUAAUAUUAAAAAAAGAAAUGUACAUUCAAAAACAAAACAAAAAAAAAAAAUAAUCAGAAAAAAGUAAACAAAAUAUUUAUGAUUGUUAUCAAUUAUUGUUUUUUUUUCUGAUAAAUGAAGAAACAGUACAGUUACCGGAUGUAAGAACUACAAUAAACAAGCCGAAGAAAAACAAAAAAAUACAAAAAUAAAAAGAAAAAUAAACAAGAACAACUUUAAUUAUUAAUAUUAAUAAAGGAAAAGUGUACAACUAUUCAAAUACAAAAUUA